This is a messenger RNA of Perognathus longimembris pacificus (Pacific pocket mouse), 816 nucleotides long. RefSeq names its product basic salivary proline-rich protein 1-like. Bases 1 to 816 code for a protein of 271 amino acids. Lineage: Eukaryota; Metazoa; Chordata; Mammalia; Rodentia; Heteromyidae. The record is from RefSeq and is a predicted model, not a curated record. The transcript has 6 exons.
AUGUUCUCGAGCCCGCCUGCAUUCCGGGCGGGACGUGCGGGUUCUGAGGGUGACGGCCUCGCCGUCCACCGUGCAGACCCGGGGGAGCUCAGGCCUUCAGGGGGACCCGGCCCGGCCUCGGAGCGGAGCGGGCGGGCCCCUCGGGCUCCGCCCCCUGUCCGCCAGGCCCCUCAGGCUCCGCCCCCUGUCUCCCAGGCCCCUCAGGCUCCGCCCCGUGUCCGCAAGGCUCCCCGGGCUCCGCCCCCUGUCCGCCAGGCCCCUCAGGCUCCGCCCCCUGUCCGCAAGGCCCCUCGGGCUCCGCCCCCUGCCCGCCAGGCCCCUCGGACUCCGCCCACUGUCUCCCAGGCCCCUCAGGCUCCGCCCCGUGUCCGCAAGGCUCCUCGGGCUCCGCCCUCUGUCCGCCAGGCCCCUCAGGCUCCGCCCCCUGUCUCCCAGGCCCCUCGGGCUCAGCCCCCUGUCCGCCAGGCCCCUCGGGCUCCGCCCCCCGUCCACCAGGCCCGUCGGGCUCCGCCCCCCGUCUCCCAGGCCCCUCGAGCUCCGCCCCCUGUCUCCCAGGCCCCUCGAGCUCCGCCCCCCGUCUCCCAGGCCCCUCGAGCUCCGCCCCCUGUCUCCCAGGCCCCUCGAGCUCCGCCCCCUGUCUCCCAGGCCCCUCGGGCUCCGCCCCCUGUCUUUUGCCGCCUAACUCACUCAUUUAAUACUCGGUUUGCCAAGUCUGGAUUUGAGUCUUUCUGCGCCCUGGGAGCCGUCACCCAGGUGUGGGCGGCUGGGCCCGCUCUGGCUGAAGUUGAAUUUGGUCUUUCUGACGCCUACCAGUGA